Pyrus x bretschneideri (Chinese white pear) is the source of this 1774-nucleotide messenger RNA. RefSeq names its product pentatricopeptide repeat-containing protein At2g20540-like. Bases 18 to 1676 code for a protein of 552 amino acids. Gene Ontology annotation, biological process: RNA modification. Gene Ontology annotation, molecular function: protein binding; RNA binding. NCBI's taxonomy places the organism in Eukaryota, Viridiplantae, Streptophyta, Magnoliopsida, Rosales, Rosaceae. The transcript has a single exon. The record is from RefSeq and is a predicted model, not a curated record.
GCUCGCUGCGGCCUUACAUGGCUGCUCUCGCUCCUCCGUCUCUUCCCAAUCAUAACAACCUGCCAUCCUUCUCUCCGAAAGUCACAGUGAGAAUGCCAACCACUCUGGUUUUGCUUCAAAUGUGCUGCAACUUCCAAGAAGUGAGACAGGUGCAUGCUCAGUUGGUUGUAUCCGGCCUCCUUGACCGCCCUCUAAAUGCCGGUAGGCUUCUCCAGUCCUAUGUGAUAGUCUCGCAAAUUCACCACGCCUUGUCGAUUUUCGAUAGAAUAUCUUAUCCUGAUGUAUUUGCCUACAACAACAUGAUCAGAGGAUUAAUUUUGGUUAAGUCCCCAUAUCACUCGUUGUUAUUGUAUAACAAACUUUUACUAGAUAGAUUGAAACCAGACAAUUACACUUACACCUUUGUUCUUAAAGCAUGUUCCCAACUGAAUGCACUCUUUGAAGGCAGACAAGUGCAUUGCCGGAUAGUUAAGGCCGGCGUAGCUAUGGAUAAUCACGUUCACAGCUCACUAAUACACAUGUACUCGAGUUCAACAGACAGUUUGGUUAGCGCAGAACAAGUACUCGCAGGGUUCUCUGAGGAAAACACGCUUGCAAAGAACUCCUUAAUUUCUGGUUACCUUAGAUGGGGUCAAGUAGAGAAGGCUAGGGCAAUGUUUGAUAACAUGGUGGCAAAAGAUGAUGCAUCUUGGAGCGCAAUGAUAGGAGGGUACACAAAGAACGGUAUGUAUGCAGAUGCAUUAGGGAUUUUCCGAAAAAUGACGAUGAUUUUGAAGGUUUCUGCAAACGAAUCGACACUAGUGAGCUCAUUGUCUGCCUGUGCUCAUUUGGGAGCUCUAGAUCAAGGGAAAUGGAUACAUACAUAUGCUGAUAAAAUCGGGGCUAAGAUUAGUGUGACUCUUGGCACUGCUCUCAUAGACAUGUAUGCCAAAUGUGGCAGCAUUGAACACGGUUACGAAAUCUUUCGGAAGAUGUCACAAAAAGAUGCAGUUACUUGGGGAGCUAUGAUUUCUGGUUUUGCCAUACAUGGGGAUGCCGAGAAAUGUUUCGAACUGUUUGAUGAAAUGGUUGCGAACGGAAUGUAUCCGAACGAAGUCAUUUUUGUGGCUAUUCUAUCUGCUUGUUCCCAUGCCGGGCGUGUCGAAAUGGGAUACGAGUACUUUUACAAAAUGGUGCAUGACUAUGGGAUAAGACCAUCCAUUGAACAUUAUGGAUGCAUGGUAGACCUUCUCGGCCGUGCCGGGCGGCUAGAAGAGGCGGAAGAGCUCAUCAUGUCAAUGCCGGAAAACCCCAAUUCAGUUAUCUGGGGUGCGUUGCUUGGCGCUUGUCGGACGCAUGGUGACCUGAGGAGAGGGAACCUUGCAUUCAAGCACUUGACUGAACUGGAACCAAUGUCUGGUGACAGAUACAAACUAGCAGGGAUUAUGUUUGCCAAUACUGGAGAAAAGGAAAGUGCAACUGAAAUUCAGAAGCUCAUCGGAGACAACGAUUUGGAGACUACUUGUGGGAUGAGCUUAAUCGAAAUAGAUGGCGUCGUCCAUGAGUUUGUAGCGGGGACUAUUCAUCAUAGCAGGCACAAAGAAAUCUACAACAUGUGGGACAAGGUUCAUAGAUUGUUGGUCAUUGAUGAAACCGCAAAAAAUAGCAAUACUCCCUACAUGCAAACGAGCUUUUAGCACAAAUUAGUAAGAGCAUUUACCACGACACGAAAGACUCGUAAAAUAUUCGAUUCAUUCAUGAUCGUGAAAUAUAAGAUAGCUGUAUAUAUUCACAA